Molecule: messenger RNA, 2478 nt
Organism: Protopterus annectens (West African lungfish)
Lineage: Eukaryota; Metazoa; Chordata; Ceratodontiformes; Protopteridae
Product: putative stereocilin-like protein
Exons: 5
Coding region: 109-2478 (789 amino acids)
Source: RefSeq, a predicted model, not a curated record
GAGCAGACAUGGGAUGUCUUGAAAAAGCUUCUGUCAUUGAUAACUAAAGAAUCUCAGCGGAACAUAAAGAACAGUGAUGUCUCAGAUACAAAACUGGGAGACAGAGGCAUGAAGAAAGUUCAGGUUAAAGUAAAAAACUUAGUGAAACACCUGCAGGUACUUGGAGUCUUGCCUAAGAAGGGUUUCCUCCCUUUCUUUGGCACAAACCCCCUGGGUAGAAGCCGGCCAUCACAGUUCCUUUACAACAUUUCUAUGCAAUUGCAGAACUAUGAGGGACAAGGAGAGGAGUUUUGGGAAAACUUUCUUUCAAAUCUAUUCCAGUUGGAAGGAAGAGAGGAGAAGCUCCCACCAGCUCCUGUUCUAAAGCUGAAAGAUUUUUUAAUUUCACUGAGAGGCAGUAGGAACUGGGACAGCCUUCUUAGCUUAAUCCAGAAACUCUUGAGUCUUUUCAGUAAAGAUCAGUCAGCAGUUUGGCUCAUCAGACAAAACUGGGAACUUGUGGUUGGUGUGGUUGAGACUAUAUUCAAAGCUUUAAUGAGUGAGACCUACAGCCAAGCCGUUAUUGCGAUUCAGAAUAUAGUCUGUACACUGUCUGGCCAUAGUGACUGUAGGUUUACUGUAGACCAGUUUCAACAACUACUCAAACUGUUUGAGACUAGGAACUGGAAACCUGUGAUUAAUGUCCAGUCUGGAAAUUCUUUUCAUGGCCAUGGAAGGUUAAGACCACUAAACAUGCUAUCUGGAACCUUUAAAGGCAACUCUUCUAAUCUUACAAGGCUCAGCUCAGGCAUGAGCUCUCAUAAUGUUCAAAGCCUUCUUCAAAUACUCUACAGGACAAACAAGAGAGACAGUGGUAUACGGGAGUUGGGAUCUGUGCAGAUAUAUGAUGACAUCCUUUGGGAUGGCCUAGCAGAGCUCCGACAAGGACUACUAAAAACAAUUAGAUCCUCUGUGUAUGCAAAUGUUAAAAAGAAGGUUUCUCGGAUGACUGGUUCACUGGUUGAUGAGGUAUCAUCUGUCAUUGGUAUUCCUCAAGCAGACAUUGAUGGUAGAUGUUCAGCUGGUGAUUUACGUCAGUUGCUUCUAUGGGGAAUCAAAAACAAUGUAACAUGGAAUGUCCAUAGUCUUGGAUUCAAUUCACAUGAUGUUCUCAUGGAAUCUCCUUCUCUGCCUUGUAUGCAAACCAGUAAAGACACUAUGUCAGGCAGUCAAAACUCACAUAAAUUAGCAAAGAGAUCAGAAGAUACAGAAGAGAACCUUUUAUUUGGAGAUGUCUUAGAGGCUGCAUGUAAUGAUACCAUCCCAGGUCUUCCUGGAGUUUCAAAUUUUACUGUUUUUCUCUAUUGUAAUCUGUUUGUUAGUCCGUCUGAGCCCAGACAGGCAGUCACCGAUCUCCAGUCCACCUGCUCAGAUGCUGCCUGGUACCUGUCUGCUGUUGAGGAGGACACAUUGUGGGUUAAGGUGUGUAGUGAGUACUUUCCAAUAGAGUUCAAUGAAACAGUCUGUGGUAACACCACAUUUGAGACUGUACAUGGUUAUGGUCAACCCUUGAUAAGUGAUCUCUGUUCCCAUUUACCUCAUGGUACUGAUGCACCCAGUACAAGUCAUAGCAAUUGUACUGAACUAUUACAUAGUGCCAAUAUCAGCCAGGAGGACAUUUGGAGUUGCUUUCUCAAGAAUGAUUCCAUUUUGAUCAAGAGCCUCUGCAAUGCAACUUUCAGACAGACCAUUACUGGUGACGUGGCAUGGAUUUCUGCAGUAUGUGAUCGACAUGACAUUGGUAUGGACAAGAAGAAUCGCUCUGUCAAGAAGGUCCUUGAGGCCUGCAAUUACAAAGUUUGGAGCCAAAGAAUGCUGUAUAAUACCAGUUUGGUUGAAUCAUGUAUAGGAACUGAGGAAGAGAGUUUAGUGGAGCAUUUAUGCAAAAAUAUCUCUAGUUAUCAGUUAUUAGCAUCCUAUCCCUGGCUAGUAAUUUAUUGUGCAAGAACCCCCAGCAACAAUUCUGAAAAUGCAAAAUGUGUCCUUCAGAUGCUCGUGGAGAUGUUCCCUAUUCCUGGUGAUUUUGACUCUUCCCAGCUCUGCAGAGGUCCUGCUACCUACCUCUUGGAAACUGUUUCUCAGCUUAAGUACUGUGAGCAUGAACCCCACAACUGGAUUCGGAGUGUUAACUACAUUCUUAGGGCGCUGGACUUCAUGUUGAAUUUGUCCAGUUUAGAAGAAAAUGGGAAGGAGAUAAAACAUGUUCUAAGUGAAGCCAUCCUUCUGUCCAGCCUCUCCGACAACUCUUCCUUUUGGACUUACAUAACACCCAGUUCCUCAGUCAGCAUUCUGGAAACAAUUGGCACUUACCUGGAACAUGAGCAAAACAUGUCUUUCAAGAAGGAUUUUCUUAACUGCUUUAGUCCAGUUCUUUGGGAUUUGCUACAGAAUGAUGACUCUCCUGCUCUUAGAGUUCUUUUUCAGGCUUUCCUUAACUAG